AUGAGCCCGCUAAUGGACUCUCUCAUUGACCACGUGAUGAAAACAGGUGCAUGGUCUGAACAAGAACUUCGGGACGAGAUCAUUACAACUUUUGUUGGGUUGAAUGAUACAAUAGGAGGACUCUUGUGUUUCGCAACAUUAAUGCUUGCAAUACAUCCUGAGGUUCAAGAGAAAGCCAGAGCUGAAGUUAGAGAGGUAGUAGGAGAUGAGGAAAUAACCACGGAGACAAUUCCUCAAUUAAUUUACAUCGACAUGAUAGUUCGAGAGACUAUCAGAUUGUUCCCCGUGGGUCCUCUACUUCCUCGAAUAUCCACAGAACCAAUAGAACUCACGACCUGCACAGUUCCAGAGGGUUGUUCUCUGUACAUGGUGCCCUUUGCCACCCACAGGGAUCCCCGCUACUGGGAUAACCCCGAGGAGUUCAUCCCUGAACGCUUUUCUCCAGAAAAUUCAAAGAACCGUCAUCCAUUCGCCUAUCUACCCUUCAGCAGCGGUUUCAGAAGCUGUCCAGGAUCGAAGUACGGCAUGAUGAGUCUGAAAGUUCUCGUUGCAUAUGUUGUGCGAUCGUAUCAUCUGGAGUCGAGCAUGAAACUUAAUGAAAUUCAAUUGCAUACGCAUAUAUCCACUAGGAGCUCUGAUGGAUACAAACUAUCUAUCCGAAAAAAUAUCAAUUAA
Molecule: messenger RNA, 675 nt
Organism: Diachasma alloeum
Lineage: Eukaryota; Metazoa; Arthropoda; Insecta; Hymenoptera; Braconidae
Product: cytochrome P450 4V2-like
Exons: 4
Coding region: 1-675 (224 amino acids)
Molecular function (GO): iron ion binding; oxidoreductase activity, acting on paired donors, with incorporation or reduction of molecular oxygen; monooxygenase activity
Source: RefSeq, a predicted model, not a curated record